Messenger RNA from Symbiodinium pilosum, 1209 nucleotides. The record is from the annotation of a GenBank genome assembly. NCBI's taxonomy places the organism in Eukaryota, Dinophyceae, Suessiales, Symbiodiniaceae.
AUGAAGGUGAACACAGACCGGGAGCAGGUCUACUUCGAGAACUGGGACGAAGCGGCCCUGCGCCGCAUCAUCGACCAGCAGCGCAAGAUCACGCAGGUGUCCAAGCAGAUGAAGAUGAAGCAGCUGUACCAAAUCUUGAUUCUCAUUGACGACUUUGCGGAUAGCCCCAACCUGCACAAGCGAACGGGCGACUCGGCCCUCGACACGCUGUUCGUGCGCGGAAGGCAUUUCCAGAUAAGCACCUGGGUCAGCACCCAGAAGCUCCGCCUGAUCAGCAACGCCGUCAGGGUGAACGCCCAGUUCUUCAUGGUCUGGCGCCUAAGAAACCAGCUCGAGAAGGACAGCCUCCUGGAAGAGCUCACAGCCCUGGUGCCCAAGAAACAGCUGGAAGCCAUGUACGAGGAGGCGGUCCGGGAGCCUUACAGCUUCCUGUACAUCUACCUGCUCAAGCCGCAGGACGAGAUGUUCCACAUCCGCUUCGACAAGCGCUUUCAAAUAGGCCUCGCGCCUUUAGCAAACGCAACGCCACAUGGGAGCCUUGCUGUCGACGAUAGCCAGCAAGCUUCUGGGCAGCAGCACCCUUUGCAAGAGCGAGUGAAACGGGUCGCAGGCACGGACAGCGACUUUGAAUUCGAUGUAGGCGAAUCAGUGCACUUGCAGGGUGCGGCCAAGCUGGGAGUGUUCAAGAUCAGGGUGGCGGACACCUUCCUCAGCACCGAUCGGGGGACUUACUUGUAUUGGCGAGACACGGCGUUGGGCACCCUGAACUGGGCACAACUGCCCACGGGAGCAUACACGGGGGUGAGGCUUGCCGCUUGGGUGAGUUCCAACUUUGCCGCCGCGACGUAUGUGGAGUCGCGCAACGAGCUGGAAGUUGCGUACGACGGCAACAGGUUGAUCUUGAACGAUCAGGAGCUGCGAACGCAGUUCCCCGGAAGCGGCAGCUACCCCCAAGGCGCCACGCCCAGCAAGCCCUUGAGCAUCAAUCACUUGCUUGGACCCAGCUUUAUCAACGAGGCGGGCAACCAGCAGGUGUUCACCUUCGUGCAGAUGCAGCCGUACUCGGAAAUUUACCUCCGAUGCAGCAGCCUGGCCAACGCCGCCGACACCGUUGGGCCUCUGGGGCACGACAUCAUCGCCAAGAUCGUUUGCAAGCAGGGCGUUGGCCACAUCAUGGAGGCGGACACCCACGAGAACCACAUGGUCAAC